This is a messenger RNA of Aspergillus versicolor CBS 583.65, 2109 nucleotides long. Its product is annotated as Zn(II)2Cys6 transcription factor. Gene Ontology annotation, molecular function: zinc ion binding; DNA binding; DNA-binding transcription factor activity, RNA polymerase II-specific. NCBI's taxonomy places the organism in Eukaryota, Fungi, Ascomycota, Eurotiomycetes, Eurotiales, Aspergillaceae. Bases 1 to 2109 code for a protein of 702 amino acids. Gene Ontology annotation, biological process: DNA-templated transcription; regulation of DNA-templated transcription. The record is from RefSeq and is a predicted model, not a curated record. The transcript has 5 exons.
AUGGCCAACUCACCUCAGAUAAUCGACAUGGGCCAAGGCCUCGAUAGACCGGACAGGGUCCAGCGGGCCUGCGAUCGAUGUAACAAUUCUCGGACUCGGUGCAGCGGUGAAAUUCCCUGUCGACGUUGUGCUAAACUUAACUAUCCCUGCCAGUAUCAGCGUGCUGUGAAAAAGCGAGGCCCCAAGCCCCGGGCUACCCAGAGAAAAUCCCAUUCCAAAACUCACAGCUCAGACACAUCAACCAAGGGACAAUCGUAUAUCGCGAGACCAAGCGGCGCCGGCGAUAGUCCGCGGUGCAGCAAGGCAUCAUUUUCCUCAUCCUCGGACUGGGAUGGCAAUGGGACGGACACUCAAAGCCAUGGUAGUACGCCAGACACAUCCUUCACUUCUGAAGGGCCUGACCGGCCAAUGCAUUCAACAGAAUGUGAGGCAACCAUUCUCAGCUAUGGCACCCUCUCACUCGACCUAUCCUCACUUCCCACCGGCAGUGGCUUCUUCAACGAUACAUUGACAUGUCGAUAUCCGUGUCUGAAUCCGGUUCUCCCGGUCCUGCAAGGCAUCGUAAGUCCAGAAGAUGCUUGCAGUCUACUUGAUAUCUUCUUCGCGGACCCAGACACCGCGGGCUUGGACGCCCGCUGCCCUUAUAUCCUGACUCCAGUAAUCCGCAAGAAGUCUUUACUCCGGGAAAAGGCCCCACGGCUGGUGUCGCCUGCUUUGCUGGUCACUAUCCUUUGGUGUGUAUCACAUACAGCAAACCUGGACAUUCUCCAGGAUACCACUACACGUUCCAGGGUCAUUCAGAGCCUGUACUCCCUAUCGAUGAAACUGCUGCGAGCUAGGGACUCAGAUAAAUGGCACCGCACAACUAAUGGCUGGGUUGCUGAAUCUGACCUGCUCCCGUGUACAACACCUACCGAGACCGAUUGCUGUCCAGUAUCGGAGAAUAAUCCCGAGCAGAAUGUCGACGAUGUGAUUAGUUACAUCCUGAUUGCAUGUGUGAUAUCCGGAUCGGAGUUCAAACAUGAAUACAUCCAGUGGUGGAAUAAAGCCGUACACCUAGUCAAAAGACUGGGUUUCAACUCUGAAGCACGAAUAGCUCAGGAUACACCAUCAUCCCAGCAGAUGUCUCUUGCCUCGCGAGAACAACACGAGGAGUGUCGCCGAGCGUUUUGGCUGGUCUAUACACUAGAUCGACACUUUGCGUUAUCCUUCGACGAGCCCCUCCACAUCCAGGAUUCCGAAUGUCAAGUCCUGUAUCCAUUGCCAGAGUGGAUCUGGACAGACCUCGACAGUAUCCCCCUGGAAGAUAUUCCUCCCAGGGUCUGUGAACCUCCGACCCGAAUAUCAGGCACUGGAUUCUUCGAUUACUUUCUCCCUCUCAUGGUCAUGCUUGGAGAUAUUCUCGAGCUGCGUUCACGGUCUCAGCAUCCUCGCCUGGGAAGCCUCAACGAGACUUACCUGAUAGGCACCAUCCAGACCAUGCUGUCUGACUGCGAAUAUAGCCUCGAAGUCCUCCGGGCCGUGAGGACACCACAGUUUGCGUUCCCGACUUCUCCUCUAUCUCUCAAUGGCACGGACGAAAAGCCGAUAUGCCUCGCCUGGAUAAACACAGAUGUCGUGAUUGCAUAUAGUCGGUACAUACUUCGUGUAUUGCACAUGCUCCUCUACGGAGAAAAUAACACUACCUCCGUCCCGGAUGCUUCCUCCACCUGUGCUCUUCCGCCAGAGAUUUUCACCACCACUGCCAACUGUAUAACAGCCGCAGAGUCAAUCGCCCACAUCCUCGAGCUGGACAGCAAUCUCUCAUUCAUGCCAUUUAUAUUCGGGAUAUAUCUGUCCCAUGGCAGUCUGAACUUCCUCUCCGUCGCCGACCAAAUGUCCCGGGUUGGCGCGAGUGAUUUGGCAGGGCAGGGCUGUGGGACUAUUCUGCGGGCGCACGAGGUUGCAACAAGGACAUUUAAUUCAUCAUUUCAGAAGAAUUUCACCCGCAUUGUGCGGCAAUACGCUUGCAUGGUAGGAGGGAUGGGUGCCGGGGACAUGCAAGGGCACAACAAGUAUAAUGAUGUCUGGGGAGUGAAGUCGGAAUGCUACGAUAAUAUAUACUGCUAG